AUGCUAUCAAACAACAAGAGAGGCAGGAAGUUAGAUAACAGAGAGGUAGAAAGUGAGACAACGGAGAGGCAAGAAAAGAUACAUACAGAGAGGCAAGAAAAGAGACAUACAGAGAGAGAGACAGAAAGUGAGACAAAAGUGAGGCUGGAAGUAAGACAACAAAGAUAUGAAAUAAACAGAGAAGUAGGAAGUGAGACAUACAAUGAGGUAAAGAGUUUGAAAAACAAAGAGGUAGGACGUGAGGCAUACAGAGAGGUAGGAAAUGAGACUUGCAGAGAGGUAGAACAUGAGACAUACAAAGUGGUAAUGAGUGAGACAAACAGAGAGAGGGACAGUAAGUCACACAACAGAGAGGCAGAAAGUAAGACAUACAUAAAUACAGAAAGUGAGACAUACAGACAGACAGAAAGUGUGAAAUACAGAGAGGCAGGAAGUGAAACAACAGAGCAAUCUGAAAUGAAACAAAAAAGGAGCAGAAAAAAGACAUUCAGAGAAUCAGAAAGUAAGACAAAAGAGAGGCAGGAAUUAGACAACAGCAGGACUGGAAGUGAGAGAUACAGAGAGGUAGGAAGUGAGAUAUACAGAGAGGAAGGAAAUGAGCAAUACAGAGAGGCUGGAAGUGAGACAACAGAGAGACAGAAAGUGAGUCAACAGAACGGCAAAAAACAGAAAGGAAGUGAUACAUACAAAGAGAUAGGAAGUGAGACACACAGGACGAUAGGAAGUGAGCUGUACAGAGAGGUAGGAAGUGAGACAUACAGAGAGAUAGGAAGUGAGACAUACGGAGAGAAAGAGGUAGGAAGUGAGACAAACAGAGAGGCAGAAAGUGAGACAUACAGAGAGGCUCGAAGUAAGACAUACCGAGAGGCAGAACGUGAGACAUACAGAGAGGCUCGAAGUAAGACAUACCGAGAGGCAGAACGUGAGACAACAGAGAUGCAGGAAGUGGGAUAUACAGAGAGGUUGGAAGUGAGACAAACAGAGGGGCAGGACGUUAGACAUAUAGAGCAGCAGGAAGUAAGACUCACAGAGAGGUUGGAAGUGAGACACGCAGAGAGACAUGAAGUGAGACAUACAGAGAGGUCGGUAGUAAGAGAUACAAGUGAAAUUUGA
Mya arenaria is the source of this 1113-nucleotide messenger RNA. Its product is annotated as zinc finger CCCH domain-containing protein 13-like. The record is from RefSeq and is a predicted model, not a curated record. Bases 1 to 1113 code for a protein of 370 amino acids. The transcript is spliced from 6 exons. NCBI's taxonomy places the organism in Eukaryota, Metazoa, Mollusca, Bivalvia, Myida, Myidae.